CAGAAGCAAACCCAAAAUACAUUGAGAAAAUCGCAUGAUAAUGAAUCCGACUCAUUAUUAGCGUGAAAUAGCGAUAAGAGAUCCAAAGCCGUCAAUAAUCAGAGGAGGAGCGAUUUGGCAGUCUGGUCUGCUUCUUAUGAAGAAGAGGCAGAGAGGCUAUUCCAAGAAAGAAAGAAUAUAAGAAGAAGAAGACGAGCAGAGGAUUCGGUUCCCUCUCUCUGUUCCGAAGCCAUUGAAACGCUUCGGCUGAUUCCCAACUGCUGCUCGGGUUCCGCUACUUUUACUUGCAAAAAGUUCACUUUUUGGAGCUCUUUACUCCGCCCCUUCUCUCCUCUGUUAUAAAACGAAGCAUUUCGAGCAAAAAGAAGAAAGCUGUAUUUUUGGUGUUGAUCAUGGCUGGAAUAGCGGACGAGAUAUCUUCUUCAGCAAACUUCAUGUCAAUGUCCCCAACCUCCCUAAGCUCCCCGUACAAUCCAUGGCUUCGUGAUCUCAAAUCCGACGAGCGAGGUCUCUUACUCAUCCACCUCCUUCUCAACUGCGCCACUCAUGUCGCCGCCGGAAAUAUGGACCAAGCCAACGCCUUUCUAGAAAAAAUCUCAUUUUUCGCCUCCCCUGAUGGCGAUACUAUGCAGCGCAUCGCUUCUUACUUCACCGAAGCUCUCGCUCGCCGUCUCCUCCGAUCCUUCCCCGGCGUCUACCGCGCUCUUAACCCCGAACUCUCUGACUCCUCCUUCGCUUCUAGAUUCCAUGCCCGCUGCCUCUUCCUUAACCUCUUCCCCUUCCUCCGCCUCUCUUAUCUUGUCUCCAACCAAGCUAUUCUAGAAACCAUGGACGGCGAGAAGGUCGUACACGUCGUCGACCUCAGUGGCUCUGACCCAAACCAGUGGAUCGCUCUGCUUCAAUCUCUCGCAGCAAGGAAAGAUGGCCCUCCGCACCUCCGAAUCACGGCCGUCGGCGAGAGCAGUGAGUUCCUCAGCCACAUGGCUUCUAUCCUGUCAAAUGAAGCAGAGAAGCUCGACAUACCGUUUCAAUUUCACGCAGUUAUUUCCCGGCUGGAAGCACUAGACGUCAAAAGCCUCCGUGUGAAGACCGGCGAGGCUCUGGCAAUCACCUCCCUCCUCCAGCUCCACCCUCUCCUCGCCGCCGCCGACGACUCUGCGACCCAAAGGAGGCAUCUUUCCUCCAAAAUAGAUAGCUUUAUGAGCUCUCUGUGGAGUCUUUCUCCCAAAAUCAUGUUAAUUACGGAGCAAGAAUCGAACCAUAAUGGCUCGAGUUUGAAAGAGAGGUUCAUGGAGGCUUUGUACUAUUAUGCGGCCAUGUUUGAUUGCUUGGAGUCGACUGUGCCGAGGCAGUCGGCGGAGCGGGCGAGGGUGGAGAAGUUGCUUUUUGGGGAGGAGAUUAAGAACAUCAUAGCUUGUGAGGGGUUGGAGAGGAAGGAGAGACAUGAGAAGCUUGAGAGGUGGAUGAAGAGGCUGGAAAUGGCUGGUUUCUGGAGAGUUGGUUUGAGUUACGUUGGUCUGAUUCAGGCGAGAAGGAUGCUUCAGAGAGUUGGUUUUGAUGGGUAUCAAGUCAAAGAGGAGAAUGGAAACUUCUUCCUCUGCUGGCAGGAAAGGGCAUUGUUUUCUGUUUCUGCUUGGAGUUUCAGGAGGUGUGAUUGAAUUCCGAUUCUCUGCCGAUACUUGUUUUAAUGAUGAUGAUCAUGGUUUCCUGGGUAUAAUCAACUGACAUCUUUGUGUAAUUUACACUUGUGUGAUAUAAUUAAUAUGCACAGUACUAUGGAAAGUGGAUUUGGGAAAUUAAUGCCUUAUAGAAUUGAAGGUGUCUUAUUGUUUGGAGCUUUGUGGAAUGUUAAGUUCUUUUUCAGUGUUUUCA
Molecule: messenger RNA, 1872 nt
Organism: Phalaenopsis equestris
Lineage: Eukaryota; Viridiplantae; Streptophyta; Magnoliopsida; Asparagales; Orchidaceae
Product: scarecrow-like protein 3
Exons: 1
Coding region: 393-1658 (421 amino acids)
Biological process (GO): regulation of DNA-templated transcription
Cellular component (GO): nucleus
Molecular function (GO): DNA-binding transcription factor activity; sequence-specific DNA binding
Source: RefSeq, a predicted model, not a curated record